Messenger RNA from Paraphaeosphaeria sporulosa, 1221 nucleotides. RefSeq lists its product as uncharacterized. The coding region runs from base 1 to 1221 and encodes 406 amino acids. The transcript has 6 exons. Lineage: Eukaryota; Fungi; Ascomycota; Dothideomycetes; Pleosporales; Didymosphaeriaceae. The record is from RefSeq and is a predicted model, not a curated record.
AUGCUUAAGUUAAGCCUCUCUACCCCACGCAAGCGUGCUCGUUCGGAGCAGGACAUAGAUCAACGAAGCGAAGCAUUACUUUCGACUAAGAGAAGGAAAACCAGCCCUUCUAGCGAACUUCUAUCAGCGUUUUGGGACAAUCUAUCUAAGAUCUGGCUCACCAAAGGAGCUUUAAGAGAACUCAAUAGGAGAAAUAUCCAAGCUUCUUCAAGCGCAAAUCCUCUCUGCAGCCACGACCCGAGCAAUUUCAAGGACGUGGAAUCAUUCGCGAGACACGGUGGACCAGACUUGUCGGACCUAAGAAGCUUUCCCGAGCCCGCCCACAUCGCGAACCGACAACGAGAUCCUGCUUCUAUAAGCACUAGACCAACUACAAAUACAACGAGGAUAAAAAGCACUAGGGUCUAUAAUCGGGACUUUCAACAGCACCUUGUUGACCAUAAUGUUUAUCCACAUGGGUACAGACAUUCCGAUGGCAGUGUGCCAAUAAAGCCAACGAAUUGGAAGGACAUCAAUAAAACCUUGGGACAUCCUCGGCCUUCUCUUUCUCCGUCUGUGUUUGACGAAGAAGAAUAUGAAAGAUUUAUAAAGAUUCGCAUCGAACUUGGUGAAAAGAUCGUUCCUUCAACACAGCAUGACCUCCCCCUAGUGCCAAACUUCUUUCUUGCAGCCAAGGGCCCUGACGGUUCAAUAGUAGUAGCCGGACGACAGGCGUAUUACGACGGUGCAUUGGGCGCACGAGGCAUGGCGAGUCUAGAAGAGUACGGACAAGGUGAUCCGGGAUACGGCACUACUCAUGCCAUUUCAUUAAUCUACCACGGUGGCCAGCUUAAGAUGUACACCAGCCACCUUGCGCAACCCAGCAGCCCUGGGGAGGGUCUGAAGUAUCACAUGACUCAGAUCAAUACAUGGGGAAUGACCGGAAACGCCGACACGUUCCGACAAGGCGCAAGAGCAUACAGAAAUGCAAAUGAGAAAGCGGCUCUUGCAGAAACUGAAAUAAUCACUGGUGAGGUAGGCGCAAGCCCGGCGCUAAGCUUUGUAAUAGCAGCGUCAGAUACGGAAGCUUACACCAUGAGCCAAGAGUCUCGGACGACGCUGAAUGAAGGCUCCAACGCACUGGGUAUCUUUGAGGAAUCCAAUAGCUUGGUAGAAACCCUCGUAGUAAAGCAGUCCAAUAAGCGUAAGCGACGUAGCACUAAUGCGGGCAGCGAAGCAUAG